Messenger RNA from Bathycoccus prasinos, 1302 nucleotides. RefSeq lists its product with no specific name. The record is from RefSeq and is a predicted model, not a curated record. Gene Ontology annotation, molecular function: RNA binding. The transcript has a single exon. The coding region runs from base 1 to 1302 and encodes 433 amino acids. NCBI's taxonomy places the organism in Eukaryota, Viridiplantae, Chlorophyta, Mamiellophyceae, Mamiellales, Bathycoccaceae.
AUGACGGACGAGGACGAGAAGAGAAGGAAACAAAAGGAACGAUUGGAACGAGUGAAGAUACUCUUAGAGGCGAAGAAGAAGAAGGAGAUGGAGGCGAAAGAUUACGUAAAGAAGAGCGAGAAAGGCGAGGAAAAGAGCGGUGAUGUGAGAGGUAUCGGGGCGAACCCGAGUUUUUUAGCGCCGCGCGGCGGCAACAACAACAUGAACAACAAGAGAAGCUUUGGGGAGCGAUUCGGAGGAGGAGGAAGGAAAGGUGACGAUUCUGUCGCCGCCGGUCUUCGAGUCGGCGAAACCGGUGGGAAUGGUGCUCUUAACAUCAACGACGAAGAAGGAGAAGAAAAGAACGACGACGACAUAGACCCUCUGGAUGCGUUCAUGACGAAAGAGAUACACCCGGAAAUCGCGGAGAAGGAACGUGCGGAACGAAAGCGAGUCGAACGAGAACGGGAGGAGCGAGCGAACAUGGACGAAGGGAAACAGAGGAAGAUAUUGAAAGCGUUGGUGAACGACUCCGACGACGACGACGACGAUGGGAAUAACGAGAAUAACAAUAGCAAACCGAAUGAGAUUAUAUACAUUCCAACGAACAAAGUAAAGUUGUUCGUCGGCGCUUCCGGCGAGAAUGUGAAGCGAAUGCAAAAAUCGAGCAACUGCCGCGCGCAAAUAAGGAAGAAAGCGAAAGCGAUGUACGAAGGCUUUUCCGGGCAAAAAGUCGUCUUAAUCAACGGCGACGAGAGCGACGAGAACGAAAAAGACGACGCGAAAACGUGCGUGGAGUUGUACGGCGACAACGAAGCUGUCAGAACGUUUAAACUGUUACUCGAAGACUUGUUCGCUCGCGCCAAGAAAAUGAAAACUGAGAGUCGCAAACAGGACCGCGAUCGGCAAAAGGAGAAGAGGAUGCGAGAAAAGCGCUUGUUUCACUUGCGACACGCCGCAGAUUACGAGCGUCUCGGCGUUCCUCUCGGCGCGCCUCGUAAAGAGAUUGAAAAAGCGUACAGAAAGUUGAUGCUCGCUUUACACCCGGAUAAACACCGCUCGAAACCAACGGACGACCGCGAAAGAAUCCAACGCCAAUACGACGACAUGCGCGCGAGUUACGACAAGUUAUUAGCCGUGGACGAAGAGAACAUUCAAGAGACGAAAGUGUUGGGAAAAAAAUCACACGAAGAUGAGUUAGAGAGUUUAGUUCCCGAGGAGGAAAAACGAAUGGACGAGUUGAAAAGAAAAAUCGAAGAGGCCAAGGCGAAAGUUUUGUCGUCAACCGCCGCGACGAAGACGCGUUUUACCACCACCAGUUGA